AAACCGGUAACGGGUGGGUUUACCAUCUUUGGCUUCUACUGUAUGUAUAAAAACGAAGGUGGAUGGAAGGGAUGCAUAUUAUACAGAAGCGUGGUCCACGAGUUCUUUGAACUGAGAAGCAAAGAGAGAGAUGGAUUGGUUCUCGUGGCUUUCGAAAACUGGGCUUGAGCCAUCUCUGGUGUACGAGUAUGGCCUCACUUUCGCUCACAACGAGCUUGAAGAAGAUGACAUGUUUUACUUCAACCACGAGUUUCUCCAAAGCAUGGGAAUCUCCAUAGCAAAGCACAGGCUAGAGAUCCUCAAGCACGCCAGAAAAGAGAAGGGAAAGAGCCCACGCGCGGUGGCAAAGCUCGUGGUGGCAAUCAAGAGGACGAAGAAGAACUUGGCUGACUAUGUGAGGACGCUGAUGCACAGAGAAGAAUCAUCAUCAGCGCUUGUGGUGGUGCCACCACCAAGGUCUAGGAAUGGUUUAGGGACACGGUGGAAGAUUGCAACGAUGAAGAGGAGCAAAAAGUUGGUGGUGGCCAAGCAAGAGCCACUCUUUCUAACAAAUGGAAGCCCCACUGUGGUUCCGGCUCAUCCUGUUCUUGAGGGUUUUUCUAGUCCUGUGGUGUAUCAUUUCCAGAAGGAUAAGAUGGACGGUGAUGGUGAUGAUGAUGAUGGAGAUGGGUACUGGUCUGCUGCUGUUGAAGAGAUCAAGUGGGAUACCAUGUUUCAGGAUCUAAAGCCUAAUUGAAGUUUUCUCUUUUCUUUAGAGAGUUGAAUUGAAGGUUCUUUACCUGAGAGAUUUUAGUGUUUUGCUUCUUUCAGAUCAGGGUAAGUUUUGCACCCUUGUCUGUUCUAUAGUGUUCAGCUACUUUCUUUUUCUUGUACUGUUAUAUAUGUUCAUUUCCUUUAGAUUUGGUAGGGGAAAAGAUGCAUCAGUUUGAGUCACCAUGAGCAGAGAAAUAUUGAGGUAGAUAUUUAGCUAGGUUUGUUAUACAGCAAGAAGUAUAUAAUUUGUACUCUGAAUCAUAAGCAGUUAGGCACUGUAUUACUCUAAUGGUGAGAUCAAAUUCAAGACUUCUAUAUCUAAUUUCUUUGGUAA
Molecule: messenger RNA, 1087 nt
Organism: Vigna unguiculata (cowpea)
Lineage: Eukaryota; Viridiplantae; Streptophyta; Magnoliopsida; Fabales; Fabaceae
Source: RefSeq, a predicted model, not a curated record